AUUCAGGAGCUGUCUUCACAAACACACAGAGACUAAGAACAUCUUUUUGAUUGUGUCGUGAUUUCUACAGAUACAGUGAAAUGGCAGAAACCAAUAUUUCAGUGGCUCCGUAUCAGUUCUGCUGUCCAGUGUGUCUGGAUCUCCUCAAGGAUCCAGUGACCAUUCCCUGUGGACACAGUUACUGUAUGAACUGUAUUACAGACUGCUUUAAUGAAGAUCAUAAUACAGGGAUAUACAAAUGCCCUCAGUGCAGACAGACCUUCAAUCCAAGACCUGCUUUAUGUAAAAAUGUGAUGUUUGCUGAAAUGGUGGAGAAACUGAAGAAGACGAGAAUCCAAGAGACUCCCUGUUACGCUGGUGCUGCAGAUGUGGAUUGUGAUGUCUGUACUGGAAGAAAACAGAAAGCGGUCAAGUCCUGUCUGGUGUGUCUCAACUCUUACUGUCAAAAUCAUCUUGAACAACAUGAAAAUCUGUUCAAGACUAAGAGACACAACUUGACUGAUGCCACUGGACGACUCCAGCAGAUGAUCUGCCCUCGACAUGAUAAAAUGCUGGAAAUUUACUGCCGCACUGACCAGAAGUGUAUUUGUAUUCUGUGUAUGGUGGAUGAACACAAGAACCACGACAGUGUAUCAGCUGCAGCAGCGAGAACUGAGAAACAGAUACAUUUUGAGGAAACACAAAUUAAACUCCAGAAGAGAAUCCUGCAGAAAGAGAAAGAUGUUCAGGAUCUGAGUGAGGCUGUGAUGUUUCACAAGCACUCUGCACAGACAGCAGUGGAGGACUGUGAGCUGAUCUUCACUGAGUUGAUCUCAUCCAUUGAGAGAAGGCGCUCUGAGGUGACACAGCUGAUCAGAGAUCAGGAAAAGGCUGCAGUGAGUCGAGCUGAAGAUCUCUUGGAGCAACUGGAGCAGGAGAUUGAUGAUCUGAGGAGGAGAAAUGCAGAGAUGCAGCAGCUUUCACACACUGAUGAUCACAUUCAUUUCCUUCAGAGUUUCCAGUCACUCUCUGUGCCUCCUGGAUCAACAGACAACAUCAAUGUCACUUCUCAUCUCUCUUAUGAUCAUGUAGUGAAAUCUGUCUCACAACUCAGAGACAAACUGGAGCAGUUCUGUACAGAGGAGACCGAGAAGAUAUCUGCUAUAGUUAAAACUACCCAGAUCAAUUUCGCACCUGAAAAUGAGACCAGGAAGGAGUUCCUACAAUAUUACCGUCCGUUCACUCUGGAUCCAAACACAGUGCAUAAACAUUUUAAUCUGUCUAAAGAGAACACCAAGGCUUCUUACACUAAAGCAGUUCAGCCGUAUCCUGAUCAUCCAGACAGAUUUGAUUAUUGGUGGCAGGUGUUGUGUAGCGAGAGUUUGGAUGGACGCUGUUACUGGGAAGUGGAGUGGAGUGCGAAUGAAGGUGCUUGUGUGGGUAUCGCAGUGACAUAUAAAAACAUCUGCAGGAAGGGACAGCAUAACAAGUGUUUGACUGGACGUAAUGAACUGUCCUGGAAAUUAUCCUGCUCUAGCUCCAGAUACAGAUUCUGGCACAAUAAUAUUAAGACUGAACUGCCUGAAGUAUUCCCCAACUCCAGAAGAAUAGGAGUGUAUGUAGAUCACAAAGCAGGAAUUCUGUCCUUCUACAGCGUCUCUGACACAAUGAGCCUCAUUCACAGAGUCCAGACCACAUUCACUCAACCUCUGUAUCCUGUGUUCGGACUAGAUAAAAACACAGCUGUGAAACUGUGCCUUCUAAAAGCAUAAAUUAUAAAGAUAUAUAAUCCGUACAGUAACUCGGGUCCUUCUGGAAACCUAUGUACAGUCUUAGGGGUGUCAAUUAGUUAAAAUUUGUAAUCAGAUUAAUUAAACGACAUGCAGAUUAAUUGAUCAAAUUAACUGCAAUUAAUUGCAUAUAGCAUAUUUUGUUGAGAAAGCCCCCCAAAUAAAGAUAAUUCAAUAUAAAUAAUACAUAAUAGUUCCAAUAUUUGUACAUAUCAUCACUGUCCGAUGAAAAACUCGUGUCUCAAGAAUUAAAUUUUUUCAAGAGCAUAGAAAAACCCUUUUUCUCAUAAAUAACUUUACAAAAUGAAUCGAAAAUAACACAGUUAGUCACUUAUUUUUGUCUACGAAUGUGGACAUACACUGUUUCUUAUCAUGGGUUUCAAUUACAGACUUGAGUCUAAGGGCGAUUUACACUUCUGUGUCAAAUUCGUCACUUGCUACAUUCAGCACUUGCGAUUUAUGCGCUUAUGCUCUUUUAAUCCUAAACUGGAUCAGUGGGUGACACACAGCUGUCCCAAAGCAUACAAAGCAGUUCUUUUGCCCAUUUCUGACGAUUAAGUGAAUCAUUCACACCAAUAAUGGUGACAAGAAAAAGUUAGAAUAUUAGGGGUCAAAAUAUUUUUUUUCACUAAAUUAGUUUAAAAAUAAAUAAAUAAAUAAAAUGUGCUUCAUGUGGUAACAUCUAAACGAACUUUUUUUUUUUUUUUUUUGCCUGUAUGAGGUGACAUUUGUCCAGUCUGGCCAUCUAAAACAAGUGCAUACAAGUGUGCUAUGAAUUCAUUACAUCAAAGACAAGACAAAAAUAAAUAAAUAAAUAAACUACUUAGGGUUUUUUUUGUUCUUAUGCGGAACAUUCUGUCAUGUAUUCAGUUUGAAAUACAUUGUAUUAUUGUGGCAGACGAGUGAAAAAAAUCAACUAGACAAUAUUUAAAAGCUCCAUCCAUCCAUCUCUAUUUUUUUUUUUUUUUUGUAUUAUUGUUUUAAUACUUUUCUUCUGGUUAUGUGAUCCUGAUAUAAUUCCUGUUGGUGGAGUCUGCAAAACUGUGUUCCAUUUAUAGAGAUAGUUUGUUCCUUACUUCCUCCUGGUAUCUUUGUGUGCAUUAUAAAACUGGUGUUUUCAAAACUGAUUUAUGUUUCUUCUGUUAUUUAUAGCUGGGAGUCUGUGGCAGGCCCUAUGGUAUUACAAAAAUUUGGUCCUAGUGACAAUUUUGGGGUCUGUUUCUCAAACCUUCUAGCUCCACCACUAGGGCUGAACAAUAGAGGUUAAAAUGAAAAUCAUGAUUAUUUUGCUCAAAAUUUCAAUCAUGAUUGUUCUGUGAUAUGAGAUUUUUAUAUAAUACAGGGAUGCAUGCUUUGAACAAAAAAACAAAAACAAAUCAAUGUUGUCACUGCCUAAAUAUCACUUCUAA
This is a messenger RNA of Myxocyprinus asiaticus (Chinese sucker), 3178 nucleotides long. Its product is annotated as tripartite motif-containing protein 16-like protein. The coding region runs from base 81 to 1751 and encodes 556 amino acids. The transcript is spliced from 7 exons. The record is from RefSeq and is a predicted model, not a curated record. Gene Ontology annotation, molecular function: zinc ion binding; protein binding. Lineage: Eukaryota; Metazoa; Chordata; Actinopteri; Cypriniformes; Catostomidae.